Wyeomyia smithii (pitcher-plant mosquito) is the source of this 2866-nucleotide messenger RNA. It is a transcript of the gene Lztr1, whose product is annotated as leucine-zipper-like transcriptional regulator 1 homolog. Gene Ontology annotation, molecular function: protein binding. The transcript is spliced from 6 exons. The coding region runs from base 189 to 2516 and encodes 775 amino acids. Lineage: Eukaryota; Metazoa; Arthropoda; Insecta; Diptera; Culicidae. The record is from RefSeq and is a predicted model, not a curated record. Gene Ontology annotation, cellular component: Golgi apparatus.
UAAAGCUUGCGCACAAAGCAAAAAGUUGAUUCUCAUUUUUGAAACCGUGUUUUUAGCUUGAUUUUUAUUGAAUUUCAUCUGUCGCUUACCUAAAAAUGACCACAUUCAUCGGCUAAACCGAUUGCUAAAAAUAAUCAACAGGGAAACUAGUGUGAAGUGUGAUUAACACGGCCGAAGAAAAGAAAACGAUGACCAGCACAAGUCGCUUCACAUCGCCCACGCCUUCGACAGGGGUGAGCACACCGUGCACAAGUGGCACAGCCGCCGCAACCCCGAUGGGACCGAUUCCCAGUGCAGCGAACAAAUGGAAGCGGAUGCUAGAGUGCGAUGAAUUUGUGGGAGCUCGGCGGUCCAAGCAUACGGUGGUCGCCUACAAGGACGCGAUCUACGUUUUCGGUGGUGAUAAUGGCAAGAUAAUGUUGAAUGAUCUGAUCCGUUUCGGCGUGAAGGAUAAAUCUUGGGGCAGAGCAUUUUCGACGGGAACACCUCCGGCACCGCGCUAUCAUCAUUCGGCUGUUGUGCAUGGUACUUCAAUGUUUGUGUUCGGUGGCUAUACGGGCGAUAUUCAUUCGAAUUCCAACUUGACGAAUAAAAACGAUCUGUUUGAGUAUAACUUCCAAAAUGGACAGUGGACGGAGUGGAAGUUUGUCGGUAGAACGCCGGUUCCACGCAGUGCACAUGGAGCUGCAGUUUACGAGAAUAAACUUUGGAUUUACGCCGGUUACGAUGGUAAUGCCCGACUGAAUGAUAUGUGGACGAUUCGUUUGACGGGAGAUACACACCAAUGGGAGGAAGUUCAACAGAAGGGAGAGCGACCUCCGACUUGUUGCAAUUUUCCAGUUGCCGUCGCACGCGACUGUAUGUACGUGUUUUCCGGCCAAAGUGGACUCCAAAUCACUAACACGUUGUUUCAGUUUAAUUUCAAAGACAAAACUUGGCGUCGUAUAUCUAACGAGCACAUCCUGCGGGGAGCACCACCUCCGCCGGCCCGUCGAUAUGGCCACACGAUGGUUCAUCACGAUCGCUUUCUGUACGUGUUCGGAGGUGCGGCCGACUCCACUCUGCCCAACGAUUUGCAUUGCUACGAUCUGGACUCGCAGGUUUGGUCUACGGUGAUUCCAGCACCGGAAUCGCAGGUCCCUAGUGGUCGUCUCUUCCAUGCAGCCGCCGUAAUCGGCGAUGCCAUGUACAUUUUCGGCGGAACCAUAGAUAACAACGUACGCAGCGGAGACAUGUACCGAUUUCAGUUCUCCAGCUAUCCGAAGUGUACCCUGCAGGAUGAUUUCGGAAAGUUUCUGCAGAACCGACAGUUCUGUGACGUGCAGUUUGUUGUCGGUAGCGACGAGGUGCGGGUAGCAGCUCACAUCGCCAUGAUUGUCGCGAGGUCACAGUUUUUGAGAUCUAAAAUAUUAGCGGCUCGUGACGCGCGAAAUGUUCAUUUCGAAAAACUGUUCGGAACUACCGAGGUUCCAUUCGCCGAACGGCCAGUUCUCGAAGUUCAGCUGCCAAACGCACAACCAGAAGCAUUUGAGAUGGUUUUAAACUAUAUUUACACUGAUCGCAUCGACUUUAAAGACCCAUUUUGUAACAAAAUUGUGCUACUAAUGAUGGACGUCUACCAGCUGGCGGUCCAAUUCUACAUUCCACGCCUGGAGCAGCUCUGCGUGCAGUACCUGGAGUUUAAAAUAUCAAAAACCAACGUCUUGGACGCAUUGUACAAUGCAGAUCGAAUGGGUCUGACGCUAAUUAAGGAUCACUGUCUCGGUUUUAUCACAAAAGAGGAUCACUUCUACGACAUUGUGAUGUCACCGGAAUUUGCAGCCCUCGAAAAGCCGCUAAUAGUAGAAAUUAUUCGCAAACGCCUGAACCCAAGCAAACAUUCGACCGAUAUGAAGUACGACAAAACAAUCGGAACUUCACUGGAGAAUGACAUGGCCGUGUUUCUGAAGUCCGGCGGAAAAGAGUUCUGCGACAUUAAUCUAGUGCUAGAGGGAAAAGUAAUACCCGCUCAUAAAUCAAUCCUAGCGGCCCGCUGUACGUAUUUCCAGGCCAUGUUUCGGUCUUUCAUGCCAGCCGAUAACACUGUUAACAUUCAAAUCGGUGACAUUUCACCGUCCCAAGAGUCGUUCAGUUCGCUGCUGCGGUACAUUUACUACGGUGACACCAAAAUGCCCCCGGAGGAUUCGCUGUAUCUUUUUCAGGCCCCCUGCUUUUACGGAUUCACCAACAAUCGGCUGCAGGCGUUCUGCAAGCACAACCUUGAAAACAACAUCACCUACGACAACGUCCUGCAGAUCCUGGAGGCGUCGGACAAAAUGAACGUUCCGGACAUCAAGAACUAUGCGCUGCGCAUGGUGGUGCACAACUUUUCCCAGGUCGCCCGACUACCGAAGAUGCAGGAACUGACCCGGGAACUGCUGCUAGAUGUCAUUAUGGCCGUAGCGGACGCGAAGGGCGACGGCAGCAAACGCAUCAGCCACGAUUCCACCUUCAUCAGUCUGUACAGUGACAUCUGAAGGAUAGCUUUCUUGCAGCCGGUCCUGAGCAUUCUGUUGGCGUGGUUGAAGAACAAUGCGGACGCGUUGUCGUAAAGUGACGGGACUCUUGGCGUAGUGCGUGAUUGUGAUACUCGUUCUGUGACAUUAGGUCAAAAUUGGUGUUAUUCAUGGAAACAAAGCUUAGCUGAAGCCACUAGUUGCUAGAAUCUGAAAACAUAACAAUGUUCAAAACUUAAAGGUAUUUAUUUCAUUCCUUGUAGCAGGAAAAAAGUAGAUUGCUGGAUAAUCAGAUAACUAUCAGUGUUGCAUGCUUAUGAAAAUUUUAUCCCAUAUUUUAUUCUGCAUAAUAAAUCAAUAUAUGUGACGAA